Molecule: messenger RNA, 3037 nt
Organism: Planococcus citri (citrus mealybug)
Lineage: Eukaryota; Metazoa; Arthropoda; Insecta; Hemiptera; Pseudococcidae
Product: WD repeat-containing protein 48
Exons: 14
Coding region: 289-2328 (679 amino acids)
Biological process (GO): double-strand break repair via homologous recombination
Molecular function (GO): ubiquitin binding
Source: RefSeq, a predicted model, not a curated record
CUGAAUUUUGAUUAUUUCAAUUUUGUAAUUUAUUUACUUCGCUAAUUACUUUAUUUUCUAGCGAAGAGCUGAUUAUAAUUCGAAGAAAUGCGAAGAAAUGGGAGAGCUUCGAGUGUGUACUUUAGGUUCAGAAGCAUUCUAGGACAAUAGAGACUUUUGUUGGAAAGGAAUUCCAUCAAGAUGACACACUGAAUUUUGCUCCGAUAGAUUUUGAAUAUUUGAAUUAUCGCAGUUAGAUUCUGUAACACGCAUACUUGCAAAGUAAGCAAUAUCUUCCUCUCUGAUAAAAUGAUUCCGGCGCAUAAGAAAGUCCAACAGUCCAAUAUUUCAUCGAAGAAAAUACAAGUAUCAUUCGUCGUUCGAGAUGAGCACGAACCGAAACAUCGAGCAGGUGUUAAUUCGCUUCAAUACGAUCCAAACUUAGAACGAUUAUUUUCGGCCGGACGUGACAGUAUUAUCAGAACAUGGGAUUGUAGAAAUAUUAACAAACCUUACAUACAAUCUUUAGAACAUCAUACAGACUGGGUUAACGAUAUAAUAUUAUGCUGUAAUGGAAAAAAUCUGAUCUCUGCCAGUUCCGAUACUACGGUGAAAGUAUGGAACGCCCAUAAAGGUUUUUGUAUGUCAACAUUGAGAACUCACAAAGAUUACGUUCGGGCUCUUGCUUACGCCAAAGAUCAAGAAAAAGUCGCCUCCGCCGGCUUAGAUAAAGCUAUUUUCCUAUGGGAUAUUAAUACUUUAACCGCCUUGACGGCCAGUAAUAAUACUGUUACUACUUCAUCUCUGCCCGGCAGUAAAAAUUCCAUUUAUAGUUUAGCCAUGAAUUCAAUGGGUACUGUAAUCGUUGGAGGCAGUACAGAGAAAGUACUCAGAGUUUGGGAUCCUCGAAAUUGUCAAAAAAUAAUGAAAUUAAUAGGUCAUACAGAUAAUGUAAAAGCAUUAAUACUGAAUCGCGACGGUACCCAGUGCCUAUCCGGUAGUUCAGACGGUACAAUAAAACUGUGGUCUUUAGGACAGCAACAGUGCAUGGUUACCAUUAGAAUACAUAAAGAAGGCGUUUGGGCAUUAGCGGCUACUGAAAACUUCUCUCAUGUCAUUUCCGGUGGAAGAGAUCGUCGAAUUUUCAAAACAGAUUUGAAAAAUACCUCGAAUACCACCCUGAUUGCCGAAGAAAGUCAUCCAGUACUGAAAAUUUGCCCUGUGCCAGAUUUUUCUGGUAUUUGGGUAGCCACCGAUGAAUCCAGCAUUAAUUUUUGGUCCCUUAACGAUAGAUCAAAUCCCGAUGACAUGGACGGCGAUUACGAUAUCGGCGUUGAAACUGAACCCAAGAUGACUAUCGAAGGAGCUCCAGCGAUUAAAAAAUAUCACGUGCUUAAUGAUAAAAGACACAUAUUAACUCAAGAUUCCUCUGGAAGUGUUAGUCUUUACGAUGUGCUUCAGAUUAAAAAAAUUGAAGAAUUAGGUGAAGUAGAUUUCGAAGAACAAGUAAAGGAGAGAUUUAAAAUGAUACAUGUUCCGAACUGGUUUAAUAUCGAUCUGAAGACCGGUUUCUUGACCAUACAUUUGGGACAGGAAGAAAACGAUUGUUUUUCUGCUUGGGUAGCCGGAAAAGACGUCGACAUAGUCAAUCCCCCUGAUCAGAAAGUCAAUUACGGUUGUCUACUUUUGAAAGCUUUGCUGGAGCACUGGAAAUUUACGUUAUUAGAAGAAGAAAAUGAAGAAUUAUCCAAAGAUCAAAAUAACGGUUCACCGCCUUCCUUAGUUUUAGGCGAAUUACAAGUACCUCAACAUACUCCUAUUAUAUUUACCGAAGUUGGUAAUAGAACACUUUACCGAGUAACCGUCAAAGACUGCGCUGGCCAAACUGAAACUCAUAUUUUGAACGAAACCGUACCCGAUUGGGUUAGAGAAGUAUUAAUUAUGAAGAAGCAGCCCAAGUUUAUCAAAAUAUCGUUCUAUCUCUUACCACCGAAUGAAUUCAUGUCGAAGAACACCAAACGGGAAAGAUUAGUUGCAAAUGAUUUCAUCCAAGUUCAUAAAAUCAUCGAACACGUUUACGAAAAAUUCUGCGGUUCGGAUUGUUCUCCUGCGGCCAAUAUGACCGGUGGGAGCGGCGCUGCGACAAAUGUCGAAAGAACUACGAAUGCCAUGAGUCAGGAGAGUCAAGCUUCGUUUUUAGAUUCUAUCGAAAUCGUUUGCAAUGAUCAGGUUUUAGAUCCCAGUAUGGAACUUAGAACAGUCAAGUAUCACAUAUGGAAAUCAUCUUCCGAUUUAACCCUUCAUUACAGAGGCAACAAAGGCAGCUUGAGUUUCUUACAGAAGAAUUAGUUUUAUCGCGUAGAUUGUUCCAAAAUACAUUCCCAGAGUUGAAAUAUCUCUCUGUACAUGAAAAACGACUGCUUCUGUUGCCGAAAGAAUCAAAUCGAAGGCUGUUGGUGUUCUCUUUAAACCAAAGACGAAGAAGGCGUGAAGAAUUAUAGUAGCCUUAUUACCUUUCUGAUGGCUAAUGAACGGUUUAUAGAUGGGAAAAUGGUUACCAUUUGUGAUACACAUGAAAUAAGAAAGCACCAUCUGUCAUCUUUGCCGAUGGCUUUUACCCAGAAAAUGGUGUUUCGUUCGAUUAUUGUUCGAAUUGUAUUUAUUUAAUUAAUUAAUAUGUAUGGAAAAUUCGUUGACGACUUUUUUUAUGUUUAAAAACAUUCGUUCGUUGUACAUUUACAUUAUACGUUAUUUUUUUUAAAAAUAUUUCUCGAUCCGUGUUCAGACUUUAUUCGUCUCCCUCCCACCAUAGCACUGCGCUCUCCCUCUACUUUAAUGUUAUUUUGCGAUUCUAGUUUUUAGUUUUAUAAUUUCGUCUAUUUCGUUCUUUUUUUCUUUUCUUUUUUUUUUCAUUUGUAAUUUGACAGAUUACCGUUGUUUACAUACUAAUUUAUAAAACCUUUGAAUGAUUCGUUGUUUUUUUUUAUCGUAUAUGUAUUUGUGUUAUAUUUGUGUAAAAACGAUCCUAUUUCAUUAAUAUAAAUGUGUUUAUUUUUCA